Messenger RNA from Medioppia subpectinata, 1551 nucleotides. The record is from the annotation of a GenBank genome assembly. Lineage: Eukaryota; Metazoa; Arthropoda; Arachnida; Sarcoptiformes; Oppiidae.
UAAAACUGAGUUUACAUUUAAAAAGCUAUUUGUAUUGAAGAACUUGUUUUGAUUCGUAAAUUAAGAUCAAUUGAUAGUCAAAAGGAAAUGGAAAAGAAUUGCAAAGAAAACCAAUUUUAUACUUAUGUCACAAAAACAAUUGAUUUGCCAUUUAUUAGACUAAACCGGGAGCUGUCUUCGGGCGCGUGGUGUCCGUCCAGACAACUGACUGCACCCCUUUCGGGCACCGAAUGGAUUCAAGUGAACUUUCGGGACCAGUAUGUGGUCACCGGUAUUGCAAUUCAGGGCCGGUUUGGCAAUGGAGUGGGCGUUGAAUACGUGGAGGGCUUUUGGAUUGAGUAUUCACGCGAUAACGGAAGCACUUGGCAUAAGUGGACCGAUCAGAAUGGCGAUCAUAAACUUUCCGGAAAUACUGAUACAUAUACUGUGGUAACUCACGAGUUAUCGCAUCCAUUGGUUGGCAUUAAUCUGAUCCGAAUCGUGCCCUUUGCCAGCCAUCAGAGGACUACUUGUCUUCGGCUGGAAGUGUUUGGUUGCAAACAAAGAUACCUUCCGGUCAUGUAUUCAAUGCCAGACGGAUAUGAAAGCGAUAGGUUUGGAGAUUUGGUUGACAUGACAUAUGACGGCCGUCAGGACGCGCACAGGUAUCUGUCCGGAGGCGUCGGACAGUUGAUUGAUGGCAUCAAAGGUGACGACAACUAUAAGGUUAAUAAGGGAUACNAUAAGGGAUACGAAUGGAUCGGAUGGAAGUCUGACGGCGAGCCCAACAGUUCCGUACAAAUCAUUUUCCAAUUCCCGAAGACUGAGAACUUCACGUCCGGUGUCUUUCAUUGCCAUAAUAUUUACUCCCAAGACAUGGAAGUGUUCUCUUCGGCCAAAGUGUGGUUCAGUUUUGACGGCAAGUAUUGGUCCAAAAAACCCGUAGAGUUCUCGUAUAUGGCCGACAAUGUGAUCGAGAAGGCCAGGGAUGUAGUCAUACAUCUUCAUCACAGAAUCGGACGCUUUGUUAAGUUUGAGCUAAAGUUUGCGAAGAAGUGGAUCCUUAUAAGCGAAGUGUCGUUCAAACUGACGAGAAUUGACAUUAAUUUUACCGAAAAUUACGCUCAUUUGGAUUAUGUGCCGCCCAUUACUCCCAUCACAACCGCCGCCAUAAACAGCAACAGAUCUCUGAUCAGCGAAUCCCUGGUUUUGAUCUCUUUUGGUGUCAUAUUUACCAUCAUUUUCACCGCUAGUAUUGUUUUGCUUCGUUUCCAUAUGAAGAGGAGGGAUAAGACGGGACAUAUGGGUCACGAAGUUUCCCAUUCAAUAAAGGAUUUGGCCACUUCUCCGCUGUAUUGCGAGCCGAAGGAUUUCAGUCCAUCCCGUAGUUCAUCGCUCAAUGACCCGGAAUAUGCGGUCCCAGACGUAGCCCUCACUAACCCUAACAUUACGUAUAUAACAAACAAUCAAAAGGCAACCACACUAUCCAUACCGUCGGCAAAGAGUACACCGAAACACUUGAUUGAGAAUCCAUUCGUCGGACACCAGAAGUAUUACGCGUCCACUGAUAUC